AUGAUUAACAUUAUUUUCUUAAGAGAUAAUUUGCAGUAUGGCGAAACACUCAGAGAUGUGCGAGCACGACUUGGAGGCUUUACCGUCUCUACUAAUUUGAAGCUCACAUAUUUGACUAUUGAAUGCAUCGAGGAAUUCCACAAAAUCGGCUAUAUUCAUCGCGACAUCAAGCCGUCGGCAUACGCGAUCGGACUGGAAGCUGAUGCGUCGCAUGUGUAUCUCGUCGGAUUUGGCCUCGCUCGCCGCUAUAAGGCGACUGGCAAAACAACUGUGGCGAGCCACAGACGACAAGAACGUUCACGCAAAGAUGACGUGGAGAGUUGGUUCUAUAUGUUCGUGGAAUUCUUCCUGUCAUCAACGCCGCUCCCAUGGGCAGGAGAAAAGAACAGUGAAGAAGUUCUCAGAAGGAAAGAAUACUUCCUGACUUCUACGGGUUUCCAAAGAGUAAUUAAGAACUGCGACGGAAUUCCACCCGCUACCAACAGAAUUUUGCGCCAGCUGGGCACAUAUCAAUACGAGACAUGUCCGGACUACCACCUCAUGAAGAACAUUUUCCGCAAUGCCAUUAUAAAAGGCAAUUUUAAGUCGGAGAAGAUGGACUGGCUAAAAGGAAAGGAUAGUGACAUGGUUGCCGCAGGUGCUUGUGAAUCAAGAAUCUUUGGUGAAAAAACGGAGACGGAAAAAGAAUCGAUCCGUGUGGAAGAAGAAUACGUUCUAGGCCCCAAUGAACAUCGACUGAUUUAUAAUAAGAGAUCGACUAAAACCGACUCACCGGCUGGUUGGUUGCAUUCAGUUGUUUUCAAUAUAACACAGAAGGGAUGCAUAUAUGAACCGGCUCGAGCAUGCGUUUUUUUUUUUUUGUAA
This is a messenger RNA of Gongylonema pulchrum, 864 nucleotides long. Lineage: Eukaryota; Metazoa; Nematoda; Chromadorea; Rhabditida; Gongylonematidae. The record is from the annotation of a GenBank genome assembly.